AUGCCCGUCGCAACACAGGCAUCUCUCAAGGGCCUGACAUACGACCAACUACGCGAUACUGGAUGCAUGCUAUGUCUGAAUAAUACAUAUCACCUUGGAUUAAAGCCGGGUCAGGAAGUCCUCGAUGCUGUUGGUGGCUCGCACAAAUUGCAAGGAUGGGACCGGAAUCUCCUGACCGAUAGUGGAGGUUUCCAGAUGGUAUCUCUUCUAAAAUUGGCUACUGUGACCGAGGAAGGCGUGCGAUUCCUUAGUCCCCACGACGGCUCGCCUAUGCUUCUGACCCCCGAACACUCUAUCUCCCUUCAGAAUUCAAUUGGUUCCGAUAUCAUCAUGCAAUUAGACGACGUCAUUGCUACUACGUCCCCGGAUCAUGCACGGAUUAAGGAGGCCAUGGAGCGCUCUAUACGUUGGCUGGACCGCUGCAUUGAUGAGCAUAAAUACCCCGAGAGGCAAAAUCUCUUUUGCAUUAUUCAAGGUGGUUUGGAUCUAGAACUCCGAAAACAAUGCUGCGAAGAAAUGGUAGCCCGAGAUACCCCUGGAAUUGCCAUCGGAGGCUUGUCGGGAGGAGAAGCCAAAGAGGAGUUCUGUAAAGUGGUGGAUACUUGCACAAACAAUCUUCCAGAAUCGAAGCCCCGAUAUGUGAUGGGUGUGGGAUAUCCUGAAGAUAUUGUUGUCGCAGUCGCUCUUGGUGCAGACAUGUUUGAUUGCGUGUGGCCAACUCGCACAGCGCGGUUUGGUCAAGCAAUCGUCACGUCUGGCACAAUGGUCCUCCGCAACAAAUGCUUUGCCGAUGACUUUACCCCAAUUGAAGAGGGCUGCGCCUGUACUAUUUGCCGACCGGUUGACCAAGGCGGCCUUGGUGUUACGAAAGCCUAUAUGCAUCAUAUCACAGCAAAAGAAACCGUCGGUGCUCAUCUUCUUUCCAUCCACAACGUACAUUUCAUGUUGAAUCUGAUGGGCAACUUGCGACAAGCCAUCAUUGAAGAUAGGUACCCGGCCUUUAUUCGCGAAUUUUUCUCAAAUAUUUACGAAGGCGAUAAAUCGAAAUAUCCUGAAUGGGCAGUGGGAGCCUUGCGCGGUGUUGGCAUGGAUCUAUUGGCUGAUUGA
Molecule: messenger RNA, 1107 nt
Organism: Penicillium angulare
Lineage: Eukaryota; Fungi; Ascomycota; Eurotiomycetes; Eurotiales; Aspergillaceae
Product: tRNA-ribosyltransferase family protein
Exons: 7
Coding region: 1-1107 (368 amino acids)
Cellular component (GO): cytosol
Molecular function (GO): tRNA-guanosine(34) queuine transglycosylase activity
Source: RefSeq, a predicted model, not a curated record